Messenger RNA from Theobroma cacao (cacao), 719 nucleotides. RefSeq lists its product as uncharacterized. The record is from RefSeq and is a predicted model, not a curated record. Lineage: Eukaryota; Viridiplantae; Streptophyta; Magnoliopsida; Malvales; Malvaceae.
AUGAAUAGUGGGGUAUGCAUAAAAGGGAGUUUCUACAAUGAUUAUGAGCGUGACUUUUAUGGUAUUUUAGUGGAUAUAAUCGAGUUAGAGUAUUUUGGUAUCGGAAACAAAGUUGUGCUAUUUAAGUGUCAUUGGUUUGACAUUGAAAAAGUUUUAGUAAGUGGUGUUUAUAAAGUCGUUAAUCUUUUGAAUGAGGAUGAAGAAGAUGAUAUACAAGGAGAUGAAGAUGAAGAAGAUGACAUGGAAGGAGAUGAAGAAGAAGAAGAAGAAGAAAAAGAAAAAAAAGAAGUUGAAGACGAAGAUGAAGAAACUUGUUGUGAUGAUAGUGGAACAAUGGUUAAAAGGAAGCAUUCUAAACCCAAACCUAGAGCAACAAAUGCCUCUGUAAUUAUGUCAUUGCCAUCAAAUGCUAGUGUGUUUGCUGAUCUAUCCACUCGAGCACAGAUGCAGCAGAUCAAUGAUAUGCCCUCUGAGCCACCCUCUUUAUUGGCUACAUCUGCAGAACAAGAAGAUAAUGAGACAUUUACUCACGAUUCGUCUAGAUCCACAUCUAUUGAUUUAGGUGCAAGUGUAGAUGGUUCAUCCUCAAGGUUAAGGGGUAGGGGGCUUGAUGUAGGAUUACAGACUUCUAUAGAUCCAUCAGAAAGAUUACUUAUAACUCCUGUUGGAGAGAGGUAAGUGAUCUUGUAUUAUAAUGAGAUAGUUAUAUUUGUUAUAUA